Rana temporaria (common frog) is the source of this 1344-nucleotide messenger RNA. RefSeq names its product olfactory receptor 6C74-like. Gene Ontology annotation, biological process: G protein-coupled receptor signaling pathway. The record is from RefSeq and is a predicted model, not a curated record. Bases 1 to 1041 code for a protein of 346 amino acids. Lineage: Eukaryota; Metazoa; Chordata; Amphibia; Anura; Ranidae. Gene Ontology annotation, molecular function: G protein-coupled receptor activity; olfactory receptor activity. The transcript has 2 exons. Gene Ontology annotation, cellular component: membrane.
AUGCAUAAUAAGCGCCAACAAUUGAAUAAGCGUAUCAGGGUUCCCAGCAAUGCGGAGGAGCCUCCACAUAAUAGGUUCCAACCGGAAGCUGAUGGUGGCAGAUAUAAAGUACACAAUGUAAGAAUGCUUGUAAAUAAGACAACUGUGACAUAUUUCAUCAUUAAAGGGAUCUCUGAUGACCCCAAGUUGCAGUUUCCAAUUUUCCUUCUAGUCCUCCUUACAUAUCUUAUAACUCUGAGUGGUAACCUGACCAUUCUCAUUGCCUGCCGACAUCCAGUGCUCCACACACCUAUGUACUUCUUCUUGGGUAACUUGUCUGUGCUAGAUAUCUCUUGUUCUACCAUUGUCUUGCAUAGAAUUCUUCUAAACUUUAUUUCUGGGGAUAAAACUGUUCAAUUUUCCCAGUGUAUGAUACAAAUGUACUUGUUUGGAUCCCUUGGUAUUACUGAAUUAUUAAUACUGUCCUCCAUGAGUUAUGAUCGCUAUGUAGCAAUAUGUAAGCCUUUGCAUUAUCACAGGAUCAUGAACAGUAGAAUAUGCACUCUUUUGGCCUCACUCAGCUGGAUGUUGGGGUUUUUCCAAAUCCUCCCUCCUUUUUGUAUAGUAUUUAGCUAUACUUGCUAUUCCUCAAAUGAAGUCAACCACUUCUUUUGUGACCUUGUCCCCUUAAUGAAAAUUUCCUGCAAUGACACGACUGUUUUGGAACUUCUAUUUCUCAUAGAAGGGUUGCUUCCUAUGAUCUUUAUGCCAUUUGUCCUCACCUUCACCCCUUAUAUUUUUAUAAUAAAUGCUAUCUUGAAGAUCUCUACAAGUACUGGAAGACGUAAGGCCUUCUACACAUGUUCCUCACACCUCAUCGUUGUGAUAUUGCUCUACACUACUGUGGCCAGCCAAUAUUUGACACCAAAUCUAUCUAGUACACUGGAGUCUAAGAAGCUUUUAUCUUUAUUUAAUACGGCUGCUAUCCCUAUGCUAAAUCCAUUCAUUUACAGUCUAAAAAACAAAGAUGUUAAAAGAGCUUUAAAAAAGAGCAGCAGCUAAUGUGGUUUUUCUUUAAAUUGAAUAUCUAGUAUUUGCACACAUAAUUUUAUUAUUUAUCAAGACAACAUUUUUAAAAAAAGAUUCACAUUUUACACAACUGAAUGAGCCAGAGGGUGAACAUUGCUUUAUAAUUAAUAUGGAUUUGUAGAGAGUUUUAGUUAAACAGUCAAAAAGUGAGCUGCCACUGCUGGUCUUCCUAGGAAGCCCAGUACAUUUGAAAACACUGGGUGAAUUUACUAAAGGCAAAUUGUAAAUGUAAAUCCUUAGUAAAUGUAAUUGUGAAACAGCUUCACUUUGGAAAGA